ACUCAAAAGAACGAACCGAACAAAACAUAGCAAACAGUAACUAUUCUGCUAUCUAGCGCUGUUCUCAGUGGCUUGGGGCAUUUCGUGUGUGUUUCUUGCACAAAAUAAGAAUCAAGCCAAAACUUUAAUUUCAAAACAUCUUGAGUAAUAUGUGCAAAAUUCAAGAUUUCCCGGGCUGCCGCGCAUGUGUCAGCGUCCUCGUCAUAGCAGAAGUAACUACACAGGGCUGUCUGUGGGUUCACAAACCGGAACAGUUAUUUGAAUGGCACAUUGUCUCGCGUUCAUGUCACCCUAGGGCCCUGAGACGACUCGUGUAUCCAAAUGAUGGUUACAUAGUGUUUAAUGCUACCAGCUUUUCGUUUUCGAGGACUAUGUAAACAGUGAGCUGGCCGUUGGCGGAUCCGGGUUUUACAGGAUGGCGUGCCCGACGCAAUUCAUCUGCAAGGCGCUGCGCUCUGUGGGCCUGGUGCUUUUCUACUAUGUGUUUUCCAUCGGCAUAACAUUCUACAACAAGUGGCUCAUGAAGGACUUCCACUUUCCUCUGUUCAUGACGCUGGUUCAUCUCGUAAUAAUUUUCUGUUUCUCCACACUGACACGCUUUGCCAUGCAGUGCUGGAUGGGAAAGCCUCGAGUGACUCUUCCCUGGAAGGUUUACCUUUCUAAAGUGGCCCCAACAGCCCUGGCGACAGCAUUGGAUAUUGGACUGUCCAACUGGAGCUUCCUUUUCAUCACUAUUAGUUUGUACACCAUGACCAAGUCUUCAGCCGUUCUCUUCAUUCUCUUUUUCUCUCUGGUCUUCAAGCUGGAGGAGCCGAACCCAUUCCUGAUCCUCGUGGUGUUGCUGAUAACUAGUGGUCUGUUCAUGUUCACUCUCAAGUCCACUCAGUUUAAUCUGGAGGGUUUCAUUAUGGUCCUGUUGGCCUCUUUUAUUGGAGGGAUCCGCUGGACUCUCACUCAAGUGCUCAUGCAGAAAGCAGAGCUUGGCCUUCAGAACCCCAUAGACACUAUGUAUCAUCUGCAGCCUCUCAUGUUCCUGGGCCUCUUUCCUCUGUUUCUUCUUAAUGAAGGGCUGAGUGUGAGUACCACAGAGAAGCUCUUCAGGGUCAGUGAGCUCUCCCACCUGCUCUACUCUCUGCUGACUCUGUCUGUGGGUGGCAUGCUGGCAUUUGGGCUGGGCUUCUCAGAGUUUCUGCUGGUAUCCCGCACGUCCAGUCUUACGCUAUCUAUUGCAGGCAUUUUUAAGGAGGUGUGCACUCUGCUGCUGGCAGUGGAGUUCAUGGGGGAUAAAAUGAGCACAGUCAACUGGUUGGGCUUUGCUGUAUGUCUGUCUGGCAUAUCACUGCAUAUUGGCCUCAAAACAUACUAUAACAAAGGAAAUGGCCCCAUGGUAAGACAACUACCAGUCAGAGACAACCCGGACCUUGAGCUUCCACUUCUACAGACAAAAGAUUACUAUUGUGGAGACACAAAUGAUGAAGAGGAGCAUGAGAUUCUUUAUUAGUUCAAGGAUGACAUGAAUGUCAUAAAUAGGCUUGUGGAAUGUGGAACUCUAAAAGCAGCUGGGUUAGUUUACCCAAACAUUUCACUUCAGUUAUUAUUUGCUCACUCUCAUGCCGUUCCAGUCCAGGAACACAAAAAGGAUGUUUUCCAUAGAAUGAAAGUGGAUGGAGACCAAGGGCUGUCAAGCUCCAAAAAGGUUAAAAAAUUAUAUAAAAUGGUAAUUAAUUUUGUCUUUGAAGAAAAAGUCAUAUGUGUUUUGAUUUUCAGAAUUUCAAUUUAUAGGUGAAAUAUACCUUCAAAACCGCUGCUGGAAUCAAUCUCUCACAGGACCAAUCUCCAAGUGGCCUUACACAUUUGUUUACAUGACAAUAAAGGAUUUAUUUUGCUAAA
Messenger RNA from Sinocyclocheilus anshuiensis, 1890 nucleotides. RefSeq names its product solute carrier family 35 member C2-like. The coding region runs from base 416 to 1501 and encodes 361 amino acids. The transcript is spliced from 10 exons. The record is from RefSeq and is a predicted model, not a curated record. NCBI's taxonomy places the organism in Eukaryota, Metazoa, Chordata, Actinopteri, Cypriniformes, Cyprinidae.